Molecule: messenger RNA, 555 nt
Organism: Fusarium venenatum
Lineage: Eukaryota; Fungi; Ascomycota; Sordariomycetes; Hypocreales; Nectriaceae
Source: RefSeq, a predicted model, not a curated record
AUGAUUCCUCAAGCUGAUGAAGCCAUGGCCGUAUCCAGGAACUUUUUCUUGCCGCCUACGAGCGGGGCCAACACUAUUGAUGUGAGAAAGAUCCAGACGCAGACAAAGCUCUUGCAAGAUGCGCACAUGACACAACAGCUCCAACAGUCUUAUGAUAUUGACCAAUUCCUCAACAACCCAUCACCCAUCGAUGAGACGGUCAUCAACUUUGCCGACGACAUUACCCAAUCGCUAGGCGACGCGCUUCGAUCUACACCCUGCGAAUAUCCUUCAUCGGCUGCUCAGACACCAAACAGAUCUCACCGUCGACCCAAGCGACUAUCACGACAAAAUACUACAUCUUCUGUGGGUGGAAGCUCUGUGUCUAGAAAGUCCAAGCGCUGCUACCUGUGCGGCGCGACUGACACACCUCGCUGGCAAGAGACUGGUUUGGGGAGUCGUUUGUUCUGCAAUGUUUGCGGGUUGUUGCACUCUAAGAAAUUGAUUGCGCGAAAGCGUCUUGCUGAAUCCAGCCGGGGCGACACCAUGUCAACCACUGAUAGUGCUUGGUCAUGA